Amborella trichopoda is the source of this 3088-nucleotide messenger RNA. Lineage: Eukaryota; Viridiplantae; Streptophyta; Magnoliopsida; Amborellales; Amborellaceae. The record is from RefSeq and is a predicted model, not a curated record.
GGUAGAGUCCCUGUUCUCUCUCUCUCUCUCUCUCUCUCUCUCUCCGUUCCAUUACCAGGAAACAGAAAACCGAACCCUAAUUUCAAGAGAUCGGCUGGAUCAGUUGAAAGUGAGAAAAAAAAUUAAUAUAAAAUAGGUAUCGGGUGAUUCCGGCAGGGAAGGGGAAGAGGAAGACCAGAAUCGUCCACCCGCUGAAUCCAGUCCAGAUCGGAAAUUCCUGAUCUAGAUCUCCGGGUUUAAAACCCUAGUAUAUUGCAUCUAAUGAAGACUGGAUAUCUUGUAGUUUAUACUUUAUUUUUUUGGCGUAAUUGCAGUAAUAUUGGUUUAUGUUAUUUGAAUUAGUACAUGAUGGGUCUUUUUUGUUUCUUUUCACAUAUCUUUGUGAAUGAUGAAACAGUAGAUGAUGAAUGUCCUCUAUCUCAUCAGUCUUCCACUUGGAUAGGGAUUGCUAUGUAAAAAAGAGAAGGUACAUUUAAAUUAGUUAACAAUUUAAAAAAAUAAGUAAUCAGGUAAAAUUAAAAAUAAUCAGGAAAUGAUGAAUCGGUUACCAUUAAUUGAAAGAAUAAUCAGGAAAUGGUUAUUUUGUGUAAUUUUGUUUUAGAUUUGCUGUUAGAUGGUUGAAUGAUCGAAAUGUUUUCUCUUAAGUUCCUUUUUUUUUUUUUGUAAUUUUGUAUUGGUUUUACAUGGUUGAAUUGGAUUUAAAUUACAUGGUUCAAUGCUCAAAAUAAUUUUUUAUAUUGUUUUAAGGUAAUUUUUAAUAUUUUUUGUAAUUUUCAGAUACUUUUUGAGUUUUGAAGUUUUGGGUCGGGUCCAGUUGUGUCCGAGCGGGUCGGAUUAGACCCCACCCUACUUGGAUAUGCUAGUUUUUUUCCCUUGAUAUGCUACUUUCUUCUUUUUUUUCUUUAUUUACAAAAGUUUUUGUUGGUAAGGAUAGCUUUUGCCUAUAGUGAUAUGUUGUCUCCUUUUUUUUCUUCAUUCCAUACUACUCUAAUCGGAGUAUCUGGCUUAUAUAUGAAAUGUUACUGACUUGCUGAUGCAUGCACUCAUUCCAGUUGUUGCUUUAUAUACAAUGGUAUUUGCAUGUAUAAAUUGCUCAACUCUCAUAUGUUCAUGAAAAACUCAAGUUCAUCUGUGCUCUCAGGUCAUCGUAAGCUAGCUAUAAUAGUUGAACUCUUUGUAACUGCAACACAUCCAUUCUGUCUCUGGGCAAUCUUCAAAAUGGUGGUUCUUGCAGCUUCCAUAAUAACCAAAACGGGCAAAGCCUUGGUAUCAAGACAGUUUGUGGACAUGACUCGCAUCAGAGUAGAGGGACUACUCUCAGCAUUCCCCAAGUUGGUCGGCAUAGAGAAACAACACACAUAUGUAGAGACUGAGAAUGUCCGCUAUGUUUAUCAGCCUAUUGAGUCCUUAUAUUUGCUUCUGGUCACAAACAAGCAGAGUAAUAUUCUAGAAGAUCUUGAAACCUUGAGGCUUUUGUCAAAGUUGGUACCUGAGUAUUCUCCUUCUUUGGAUGAAGAGGGGAUUUGCAAGAUGGCAUUUGAGCUGAUUUUUGCCUUUGAUGAAGUCAUAUGCCUUGGACACAAGGAGAAUUUGACUGUUCCACUGGUCACGAAAUACUGUGAAAUGGAGAGUCAUGAAGAGAAGUUACAUCUUCUGGUCAGGCAGAGCAAAAUCAAUGAUACCAAAGAUAAGAUGAAGCAAAAGGCCAGUGAAAUUGACAAAAGCAAGAUUGAGAAAUCCAGAGGAGAUAAAGGAGGGUUGACGUCUCUGAAUUCAUCUGGGCUGGGAAGACUUGACAAUGGCUUCAGCAAAAUGGGAAUUUCUGGUGGAGGUGGAGGGGGUUUUGGCAGCGGUUCCAUUCAUGGUUUGGAUGUAGACUUGGAGUACCCCAAACCAAAAGGUCCCUCAUCUGUGGAUGCCCCUGCACAUGCGCCUGCAAAGGGUUUAGGGAUGCAGCUAGGGAAGACUCAGAAGACGAACCGAUUUCUUGAAUCUCUAAGGGCCGAAGGCGAAGUCAUUUUGGAGGAUGUAUCGGCAAAUACUAGUUUAUCAAAGGUUUCUGCAGCAGUUGUGCCCACAGAUCCUGUUACAUUAUGCAUUGAAGAGAAGAUAAAUGUGACACUCAAGAGGGAUGGUGGGUUGAGUAACUUUGAAGUGCAAGGCACUCUUUCCCUUCAAAUUCUGAACAGAGAUGAUGGGUUCAUCCAAGUCCAGAUUGACACAGGAGACAAUGCGGGUUUGCAGUUUAAAACCCAUCCUAACAUCAACCGGGAGUUGUUCUCAAAUCAAAAUAUUCUAGGCCUCAAAGAUCCUAGUAGGCCUUUCCCCACAAGCCAAACUGGUGAUGCAGCUGGUGUUGGCCUCCUAAAAUGGAGAAUGCAAAGCACCAAUGAGUCUCUUGUUCCAUUGAGCAUCAAUUGUUGGCCAUCUGUUUCUGGUGGUGAGACUUAUGUGAGCAUAGAAUAUGAAGCUUCAUCGCAGUUUGAUCUCCACAAUGUUCUCAUUUUGAUACCUUUGCCUGCCCUACGUGAUCCUCCCAAUGUCAGGCAGGUUGAUGGAGAAGGGAGUUAUGAUCCAAGACGUUCUUGCUUAGUGUGGUCCAUUCUGCUCAUUGACAGCUCUAACAGGAAUGGUUCUAUGGAAUUUGUUGUGCGGGCAGCUGAUUCAUCCGCUUUUUUUCCUAUCAAUGUGGAAUUUACAUCAGCCAGGACUUUUGCUGAAGUGACGGUUGUCCAAAUUAUAGCUUUAAAAGGAGGUGCACCUCCAAAACAUUCAAGCAGGGUGCAGUUGCUGACUGAUAAUUACCAGGUGGUUUGAUUUUGAGAUGAUGAAGGGCCUAAUGCCAUAAUGCCAUCUGUUGAGCAUUCUUUUUGCGGUUUCAAGUGAAAUAAAGUUAGAGACCAUGCAAGUGUAGAUUGUUUGCUUUUAGUAAAAAUAGAACCAAGAGCUUGAAGAUGUCUCAUUUUCUUUCUUCAUCUUGGUGUCUUGGUGCACGUUGGCGGUAAUUGAUUGGGGAUUUAUGUGGGUUUUUUUGUGACCUCCUUAAUGAAUACUUUAGUUCUAUCUUAAAGGCAUUGUGUUGAAUAUC